Menidia menidia (Atlantic silverside) is the source of this 5062-nucleotide messenger RNA. Lineage: Eukaryota; Metazoa; Chordata; Actinopteri; Atheriniformes; Atherinopsidae. The record is from the annotation of a GenBank genome assembly.
CCCUCCCUCCCUUUUUUUUGUUUGUCAUUCCACAAUAUCGCUACCAUAAAGCAUCGCUUUCAACAUGAUAACAACUUGGCUGUAAAGUCAGAUUCCUCAGUUAUCACAGAUCCGCUAUCUUCUCGUCCAAGGUUACAGCAGCUCUCUGAUCUCUGCUCAAGGGCUUGACCCUCAGAGGGUUUAUUCCUACCUUUUUCAAAAACCCAGCCUUCUUGGCAUCCACUUAAAGACUCACAGACCCCUCCCUAUCCUGAAUUAUCUCAAUCUUCCAAAACAUUAAAUCCAGUCUACAUCUAAUGCCAGCUCUCUGAUCUGCUACCCCCUGAAGUGCAUACAUGGCUUCUCCCAAGUUAGGGCUGUCAGCCACCACAACCACCUCCUCUUCUUCCUCAUCAUCCUCAGCCUCUCUGUGUCCUCCACCUCAUCCUGGAAGCCCCAGUCGGGUGCCCGAGGGCCCUCCAAGUCCCGUUACUCCCACCCCAAGUCCAGGAGUAACAUCUGCCUCAGCCGCACCUGUCAGAACCCAGCUGAGUAUUGCCCUGAUCCUUGAGGAGCUCCGUGUGCUGCAGCAAAGACAGAUCCACCAGAUGCAAAUAACCGAGGAGAUCUGUAGGCAAGUUUUACGCCUUGGUGGAGCCUCCUACAGCACAGAUACACAGUCUCAGCAUCUCCUUCCUCCACUCCCUCAGCUCUGUCUGGAAGCUAGCAAGAGGGCAUCAAGCCCCGUAACCCAGCCGGCUGAAUCUCAGCCUUCCACCUCUGUGGCUCCUCUUCUGGCGUGUUUCUCCUCCCUGCUACCCUCUCAGACAACCAACAAACUCACACAGCCAUGUACUCCAUUAUCACAAAUCCUACAGCCUCACAAUUCACAAAUGGAAGAAAUUGGAGGGACUGCAGGGACUCGUGGUUAUCAGUGGGAAACCUCUCAGUGCUCCUCUCGCCUCUCCAAUUCCUCUGCGGCAAUCUCUGCGGCUUCCUCAAACUAUCCUCUGGCUCUUUCAUUACCUCUACCCAAUCCCUACGUUCACGAUAAGUCUGCUAACACCACUUCAGCUAGUGGCCAGAGUGAUCUUGCUUUUUUGAACUCAUCACUAAAUGCACAACGCACCCUGCAGUCCUCAUCAGGUGGAGGGGACUCCUACACUUCAUGUAGCUCCAAUGCCAACAGCCGCCUUCAGCACGCAUGUCGCUUUUGCGGAAAAGUAUUCAGCAGUGAUUCUGCCCUGCAGAUACACCUCCGUUCACACACAGGGGAACGGCCCUACCAGUGUCCAGUGUGCCUCAGUCGUUUCACCACACGGGGCAACCUGAAGGUACACUUCCUUCGCCACCGUGAGCAAAACCCAGAGCUCUCGCUUUCACUUCUCCCGCCGUCUUUGUUCGGGGUUGCGUUAGGGGCUGCUGGAGGGCCAGAAAUGGGACAGAUCAUUAACACUGGAAGUAGUGCCAUUGGCAUGAAUAUUGCACAGAAGAAGCAAAAAAAUAGAGUGGAGGAUGAAACGUGUGGAGAUAAUGUAGAGGCCAGUACAACUAGUAGCGGACUAUCUUUAGGGACAUCUGGAGGAUCUACCCCUUCCACCCUUCCUCUGCCUCCUAGUGUAGAUCUAGCUUUGAUUUCUCACUCUCUCUUGCAGCUAAAUAGGGCUACUGCUGCAUCCUCUGUAUCCUCCUGCUCAUCCCAGUCAUCCUCCACUUCUUCUCUGGCUGCAUCCUUACUCUCCAACCCUUCAUUUUCUUCAUCCGCCCCCAUCGCAGGGUUAUUCAAAGGCGCCAAACAGCAACACUUUGAUGAAAACACCCCUCCUCAUCCACCAAUGCUGUCUCCUGCAGCUUAUUCCCAGCUAGUUCACCUACCUAAGCUUCUUUUCCCAUCUGCCUCUUCUUCCUCUUCUUCCCAGGCUGCAAACUCAUCCCUAUACAACCAUCCAGCAUUGAGCUUGCUCCGGGCCCAGCUACCCGCAGCUGCAGGCUCCCACCAACAUGCUUCUUCCAGCCAAUCGCAGCUUUCCUUCCCUGUUUCUCCCUUUCCUAAAGUCCCAGGCUCAACCACCACUUCAAACUCCUUGCCCUCCUCUGUAACUACGGCUACCCCUACAUCUGAAACCUCAAAGCUACAGAGACUUGUGGAAAAACUAGAGAAGGCUCCUCCGAACUCUUCUUCAUGGGCUUCCUUCUCUGCUCCCACUUCCAUGCUGGAGAUUCUAUCCAGCAGCUCCGCUACCUCUUCAGUAAAUUCAACCACCAGUCGUCUCACAAACGCAGGCACAUCUGCCACAUAUGUAAUGACAUCCCCAUCCUCAAACCUUGUCACCACCUCUAUCUCCCACUUCACCCGUGAGAUGGUUGCUGCCCUCGGACUGAGUGCCAAUGGAGCAAGUGCCAUGGCAGGUCCGGCUUCUAAUUUGAUCACUAAUCAGUGUGGGGUGUGCCUACGGGUGCUGAGCUGUCCUAGAGCACUCCGCCUGCACCAGGCCACACACCUAGGAGAACGCCCGUUUCCAUGUAAGAUCUGUGGACGAUCAUUCUCCACUAAAGGCAGCCUGCGGUCACAUCUUGCAACCCAUCACGCCCGGCCACCUAAUGCUCGUGUCCAAAACUCUUGCCCCCUGUGCCAGCGGAAGUUCACCAAUGCUCUCGUUCUUCAGCACCACAUUCGUAUGCACCUCGGAGGACAGUUGCCCCCAGAUAGCACUGAAGAGUCUGAACACGAAUUGCCAGCUGAGUCUAAUCCCAAAUCCACGUUGCAGUCUCAGUCCCAGUCCACAGACCUAAAUGUGGCCCCGAGUAAAACAACUCCUAAGAGCGGUGGUUCUAACAGCCCAGGUCCAAGCUCAGAGACUUUGCCAGCUGAUUUGGCUGCCGUCUCAGGAAGCAUGACAUUGGCUGAGCAAAGUCUGAGCUUGUCUGCACCUUCCAGUCCAAACCCAAUCCCCCCUGCUGACCUAAGCCCUGACCCCUUCAUGAAUCCUACCACACAAACUCCACCACCGGGCAGUGCAGAGCCCCCUGUCCUUUCUGUUAGUGUCCCUUUGACAGCCUCCAAGCAGAUAACUCAACAAGACGACCAUGUUCACCAACAAGCCUCAGCUGAUAUCAACAUUCCUAAGUCUAAUCCGUCCCCCCUUCCCUCCAGUGUUAACAAAGCCACAGAGUCUCCUUUCCUUAAAUUAGUGGACUGUGGAGCAACUGAGGCAUCGACCACCUCGGAUUCCUUCCUCAGCUCCAAACCAAACCUUGAGGACUUAGAAAGCACGCCUACUCUUAAUACGCCCAUUGCUUACAAUUGUCCCAGUUCCAACUCUGACUCUAUCCCAAAUCCAGAUGUUUGUGAUGUUGAUACAAAUGCAACCUUGGAGUCAGACUCAGUCUCCCUAAGGCUACCAUCCCCAGAACCCAUGGAAGUAGACAAAGACCAGUCUCCUCUACCCACAACAGCAGAACAAGACCAAGUAACUGUGUCUGAGGAAGACCCUAACAUUACACUCACCGUGGAUAUUGCAGACCACAUAGCAGCCGAAAUACGUGCUGGAUCCCAGAAAGCACCCGCCUCCGUUCGCGAGACGCGUCAGAGCUUUCAUUUCAGCUCAUAUGGGAGGGAUGAUCAAGUAGAGGGCAUCAAGAUUAGUGAAUUGGUUUCAAGCGAAGCUCUUGAUGCCUCUGUGCCCAUCAGCUUGGCUCCCACCCUCCCAUCUCCAAUGUCACGACCAGAGAAAAAGACCUACUGCUGUGCCGAGUGUGGAAAAGAGUACGCCAGCCGCAGUGGAUUGAAGGGGCACAUGAAGCACCACGGUGUGGCCACCAAAACGUCCCGGCCACCUGCCAGGAGCAGUCGUUCUUCCUCCGAGCAACAACAGUCUUCUACAAAUGCGAGCUCCUCAAACAUUCCAGCAACCAGGAGUUCAGCAAGUUUCUGGAACCAGUAUCAAGCCUUCCUCAACACCAAUACGGAGGCGGCCGGUGACCCAAGUGCUGCAGCGCAGGGUGAAAACGAUUCAGCCCCGGCUGCUAAAUCCCUCGGUCGUCUGCAGGUGGAUUCAAGAAACUUUGAGGAGGCUGUGGAGGAGUCAGGUGAAGGGUCGUAAUGUCAGCACAACUGGCUGGAAAACAUCUUCUUGUUUUCAACAUUUGUUGGCCUUUUAGCACAAACGUCUGGCAUUUGCAUAGUAUUGCUUCCAUGGCACAUUUCGGGUAGCCUGUCAGUUUGAUAAUCACAGUAACAUGUUUGUAUGUGAAAGUUGUGAUUCGUUUAGUUUGGUCCUGUUGUGUAAAAAAAACAAAAAAAAGAGACAACUACUGUACAAAAAAAGUCCAGCUAUUACUGAAUUUGUUUGAAAAAAAAAGACAAUAAUGAGAUAUGGGUGAAGUAAUGCUUUGUGUUUGUCGGAACUCACCAGCAGGCUCUGAAUAUAUAAUCAGCUUCUUAAUGGCUCAUCAAAGAGAACUGAAAAAAACAACAACUAAUUUUUAACUAACCGAUUUAAUGUAACUUUGUUUUUAUUUCGGUGCUGUUGUGCCAUGUACUAAUCUCAACCAAAUGGCACCAAAGGAGGUUUAGUAAAACCAAACGCUAGCCUACAAUCCCUGUUUGCUUCAUAUCUAGACGAUUCUUUCUAUUGAUAUGAAUAAGGUCAAUAAAUAAGCAAAACUGCAUUAUUUUGCCGUAUGAGAAUGAACAAAAGCCAACGACAGGAUUGUGUUAAUUCGGGGGAAUAUUAAGUCUUUGAUCCCCACGUUUUGUGAUUCUAAAAAACGUACCGUUGAUGUCAUUGUGAUUUUCUUUCAUUGCUGUUCUGUCCUGUCAAAACAGAAGCACAUCUGCAGUGUUUGUGAGCCCAGUAAGGGCACGAUUCGUUGUGUGACCUUUGCCCUUCAGCUUUGUAAACAUUAUUAUCCUAAUUGUUGUCGUGAGGUCUAAGAGUAACGUCUAUAACGCAUUUGCAGUUACUAACUUUACUAAACUUUUACGUUUAUAAGUAUCUAAACAAAAAAAAAACAAGUCUCUGUCUGUUUGUUGUAAGAUGUACUUUCUCCAUAUUAAAAAGCUCUUUGGAGAAAAAAUACA